Molecule: messenger RNA, 3314 nt
Organism: Argentina anserina (silverweed cinquefoil)
Lineage: Eukaryota; Viridiplantae; Streptophyta; Magnoliopsida; Rosales; Rosaceae
Exons: 2
Coding region: 268-1914 (548 amino acids)
Source: RefSeq, a predicted model, not a curated record
ACUCAUCAUAAAACAAAAACAAAAACAAAAACAAAAAUCGAAAUCCAAAACCCUCUUUCUCUCUCUCUCAAAUUUAAAUUUCAUUUCUCUUUUAAAUCGGAAAUCUCGAUUUGAAACCUAACGAAUUCCUAGGGCUCGACCUAGGGGAAUUUUUUUUCUAGGGCUUUUUCUUAAUUUUUCCGGCCAUCCGAUCGGCGAUUGGUCGGAAUCUGAUCGGAAAACGACGUGGUUUUGACGGUUUUCUGUGCCUCCGAGUUCCUCUAAACGAUGAACGAUAAGUCACAGUUGAUGAAUCAGCCCCCGCCGCCGAUGAUGAGCCUCAGCCAAGCUCAAGCCAUGAGCCAGCAGCCUCCGCCGCCGCAGAUGAUGGCUCCGUCGUCUCAAGCCAUGGCUGCUCAGCAGCAGAUGAUGAUGAACAGUCAGUCUCAACCGCCGUUGAUGAUGAACCGGAGCUACAAGGCUUGGCCGCCGCAGCAUCCACAGUUCGCCGCGCAGAAGCCGCCGCAGUCGAAUCUCGGCAGGAACAACAAUUGGAAGGGCAAGAAGGGAAAUGACAAGAGAAGAAUGGACAAGAUUGUCCCCAAUCUCCCCCUCAGUGGCGGUCAGAGCAGUACCGGUGGUUAUAAUGUUCCCAAUAUGCCCCUGAGUGGCGGCCAGAGCAACACCGGAGGUUAUAAUGUUCCGAAUUUGCCCCUGAGUGGUGGCCAGAGCAGCGGAGGUUACAUACCUCCGACGCUUAACGAGUUACAGUCUCAGAAUCGAAUGAAAGCUCGGAAAUUUUACCCCAAAAAGAAGUAUAACAAUAGGUUUGCGCCUUACGCCCCAAGGAACACGACGUCGUUUAUCAUUAGAGCUAAGAAGUCCGGCGGCAUCGCCUCGCUGGUUUCGCCGUGCCCGGUGACCCCUGCCGUGCUGCCCACGCCCAUUUUCUCGCCGUCCAGGGAGGUCUUGGGGGACACUGCCAAGGAGGAGUGGGGUGUUGAUGGCUAUGGCUCGAUGAAGGGGCUGAUCCGGCUGCGGUCGCCGGGGAAUGAUGAUGAGGAGGAGGAAGGAGGGGGCGGUUCGAGUGAGAGUGAUGUGGAGGAGCAUGUGGAGGUGGAGAGGAGGUUGGACCAUGAUUUGAGUAGGUUCGAGAUGAUAUACCCGAAUUAUAGUGGGGUUGAGUACAACAAUCUGUUGGAGAAUAGAGUGGAUGAUCAGGAUACGCACAUUGCGCAGUUGGAGGAGGAGAAUUUGACUCUGAAGGAGAGGCUGUUCUUGAUGGAGAGGGAGUUGGGGGAUUUGCGGAGGAGGAUGUUGUUUCUUGAGAGGAGGCACCAUGUGAUGGAGGACGUGAAUGAGGAGGUUGUGGAGAAUGGAUCGGAGAAUGAUAGUGAUGGAGGUUCGGAUGUGCCCCAUAUGGGCGUUGGGGGUGAGAGCAAUAUCGAGGUCGUAGACUAUGUGUCGAGAGAUGGUGGUGUGAGGGAUGUCUCGAUGGAAGAAUAUGUGCAUGAUGAAAUGAAAUUUAAGGAAAAUGAGGGCAAAGAUGAAGUGAGAAAUGAGGUUGUGGGUACUGAAGAGAUUGAACAUAAGAAUGAGGGAGGGAGGAAUGAUCUUGAUGGUGAUGGAGUAGUUUCAGAGAGGGUUGGGGAAGCAAGGGAUGAGUUUAUAAUGAACAAAGUAAUUGCGAACAAAAAUGAGCUGGUGAGUAGUGAAGUCGAGACAAAGAAUGAGAAUGAGUUUAUGCAGGGACACGCGAACACAGAGAAGGCUGAAGACAGUCGCAAUGAGAAGAAUGAAACUGAUGUUAUGAAGAAUGAAGUUGGGACCAAGAUUGAAGAUGAGUUGAUGCAGGGUCAGACGAAUGCGGAGAAAGAUGAAGAAAUGGGAACAUCAUGCACAGAGAAUAAUGAGGGGGGUGAAGAAUCAAGUUGAGACCAACAGCGAGAGUGAGUUGAUGCAGGGUCAGAUGAAUGCAGAGAGGGAUGAAGAUAUGGGAAUUGCCAGCACAGAGAAGAUCAUUGGCGUCGGUGACCAAUCUGUCCCGCGUUAAUGUAAGUUGCUCUUCUGAACAGAUAAACAUUUCCCAUGGUGUAUUCAUCGUUAUACCUUUGGAUAUAUGCAAUAUGUAGAAUCAGAUUAUAUUUGGAUUUUUAUAAUUUCUGUUUGUUUCAUUAAAAUAGUCUGUCAGGCUGAUGGAGAAGGAUAAGAUGAACUGGUAUUGUUCCGAAAUUCUUAUCUAUUCUGACCUAAUAAUGUCCGUAGGGAUCAGGAAUGUAGGUUUUAUAUUUUCGUUUCGGAUAAGGGUUGUAUUAGAGAGUCCAGGUUCAUUCUAUUAAACGGAUAUAUCUGUAUGUCUGCAAGUUUUGAAGUUUGAAAUGGACCUGUGAAUUUACUAGGGUAUGAUGUACUAAAUUUUCAUAUGCUUAUGUCAUGCAAACCUUUCUAAAUAUUCUUUUGCAAUUCUAUGAACAUCUGUUUUCUGAAAGUGAUCGUAUAGAACUUACAAUUUGCAUAAACAUUUCGGCAUAUUUAUGAUAAUGUAAAAUUGAUAUUGAUACUGUUACUAUUGCCUCUGCUAGAAGUAUAAAUGUGCUUGCAUCGAUAUCUCUUUAAAGAGUACUUUUCUCCCUUCAAGGGUUUGGGAAGGUUGGUGGUGAUUAUGCAAUUGUAAACAUUCAAUUCUGUAAUUUUAUGAAUAUAUGAGAACUUUGUCCCUGGAAAGCUAUAUCUACUUUUGCUCCCUCUAGUUGACUGGUGCCCUAUCUUUCAUGGAAGUGGCUUACACCCUUGCAAAUCUUUUGUAUUUCAUUUGAGGAAUUGAGGGUAUCUUCAAAGUCGCUAUUUGAGGCAGCAGAAGUUGGACUGUGAGAAGGUCCAAAGGUUGAAAGGAGACCAAUACUUGUUCUAGAGUUUAGCACUUGGCAGUGAGCAGACAUGUUUAUAUGAAGAAGCUGAUUCAUUCACUUAUGUGAUCUUCCACUCUUUGUUUUGCUGCAUGGGUUCCUUUGUCAGGUUCCAAGAUGUGAUUAGAUGGCUGUUUCGAUGAAAAACUGAGAAGCCUGUGGUAUGCUGAAUUUCCAGGACAAACGUGACGUGAGUGGCUUUGUGAAAAUUGAUUGAUAAUGCUGCAUUCCUGAAACUGUUGUUGAAAUGAGCAGAAUAUUGGACAUACGUUUGCAAUGGACGGAUCAAAGCAGCACUGAAUUGCUUUUGAGCAUAUGCUUGUUUUGCUUUAAGAUUCUUGCAGUUGCUCAAAUCAUAUGCGUCCUUGAGCAUUUUGUUUACAACUUCACAUAUCAUUACAUCAUUUUUUUUGUUCUAAUACAACUUAU